UCUGGUGGUAUAAUCAGCGAAUCAAAAGCACAAUUUACUUUGUAGCAGACUACGCAAAUCAAACAGCCACCAGUCUAUCAUUGUCAAUCAGCCGGCUGAAAUAAAUUAAAAUAACAAUACAGAAUGAGGUUCCAAAACUCUGUCAUUCUUGCUUCUCUCCUUACAGCCCUGGCGGCAUACUCUUUGCCUCAGAACGAGAAUGGCGGCAGCGACACUUCUGAGUCUUCGGCUGUUGAAUCGGGAGAUGGCAGCGCAGACUCCACUGGUACUGCCAUCUCUGGCGAUGCCACAAGCUCUGCUGCCAAUGAUGAAUCUACCGAUGCGGCUACUGUUAGUAAUACUAGUGCCGAUUCUACGGCGUCAGAAACUCUUGCCGUUGCCACUGCCUCGUCUGCCGUUACUGGUGUGAGCGGCUCCUCUGAAAAGGAGGAUGUUGUAGCAACAUCCGUAACCGGAUCUGCCCUUUCUAGCAAGGGAAGUGGAACGGCUUCAGGCGCUAAUUCAAAUGCAAGUGGCACGAGCAACUCUUCAAGUAACUCGACAGAAUCAAGUGCGGGCUUCCAGGUUGCUGGACUGCCUGCUGGCUUUGAAUGGGUGAUUGGGAGUGGUGCGAUGGUUGUUGGCGCCCUCGGCGCGGGCGUUGCCACUCUCUUUUGA
Messenger RNA from Cryptococcus deneoformans JEC21, 657 nucleotides. RefSeq lists its product as hypothetical. The transcript is spliced from 2 exons. Bases 124 to 657 code for a protein of 177 amino acids. NCBI's taxonomy places the organism in Eukaryota, Fungi, Basidiomycota, Tremellomycetes, Tremellales, Cryptococcaceae. The record is from RefSeq and is a predicted model, not a curated record.